GAUGUACCGGCUGUAGGAUUUGAACGGAAAGCUCGGCGGUUUGGAGGAAGAGCUGGGAUAGUCUCCUGCAACCCCCUUGUGACUCUGAUGAGGAUAAGCAGUUUAAAGAGCGAGGUGCUAUCUAUUUUGUACAGCUUUGUUUAUGUAGAUACAGAAACCAUGCAUUAAAAGGUUGGUGUAGUCUUCAUGGCAGAGGUAAUGGAGGGGGGUGCAGCAGCUGCUACUGUGCCUGGUGCCAGCGUGGAUUGGCAGAAGAGAUGCGUUGCACUUGAGAUGCAGCUUCUCCGCUUUCGCCUGCAAGCAGGCAAAAUCCGACAGCUGCUGGCUGAGAAGAUGCAAGAGCUGGAGCAGAGAGUGACUGAGGCUGACCAGCGGGCUGAUAACGCUGAGAAAAAAGUACAAAUAAUGGAAGAGAAGCUGAAAUCAGUGAACAUACAUCCCAGCGAAUCAGAAAACUCCCUGUACAGACGAUAUCAGGAGCUGAUCAGUCAAAUACAGGAGAAAGACAUGAUUAUAAAGACUCUCGAAGCACAGCUGGAAAAACAGAAUUUGGUUCGAGCCCAAGAAGCCAAGACAAUAGAAGAGAAAGCAGCCAAAAUUAAAGACUGGGUUACAUUUAAGCUACGGGAGAUGGAGGUGGAGAACCAGCAGUUGAAAAUGUCCAACUUGAAGCAGACUGAGCAGAUCGUCCUGCUACAAGACAAACUUCAAACUUUACUAGAGAGGCCCACACCUCCUGGUUCUCCCAGAUCUCCAUCAUUGGAUGCUCAGCUAGUGCCCUCCAGCCCUCUGCACAGCUCAAGUGGCUCUGGAACACCCACUACACAGGAUGAGAGCUGCAGGCUAACAGGCUUCCGCAAACAAUGCUCCAGUACUACUAGAGAUUGCAAGAGGAAGGCACCGGAGGCUUUGGACCCUACUCCCCAGAAUGCAUCUGAACGUCUGACCCAACCUAACAAAAAGGAUGGGACUUUGAAGCACAGUACAGACAGAGGAGUCACAGCAAGUAUAACAAAGAUGACUGACAGGAGGGAGGGGGUGGAGCUAUCUGCCGUCGUCCCACGUGAGAGAGCAGGAGGUGGAGCUUCAGACAAAGACCACUCCUCUGAUGAGCUCAACAGCAAGUUCCGCUCUCAACGCCUUCUUUCAUCUUCAUCCUCGUCUUCCUCUUCUUCCUCAACAUACGAAACCCCUGGCCCUUGUGGCUUUGACACUCCCACCCCCAAAAGUUCUCCUCCUGUGGGCGUUUCUCCAUCUAUGAGCCCUCAGUUAGACCCCACUCCUAUAGUUUUACUGUCUGGCACCAGUAUGACCCUGCCUAAGGUGCGCACCCCUUUGAUACCCCGCGACAGCAUUCAGCUUCUCAAAAAGCACCACAGUCAGCCACAGCCGGGUCUGGAGCGGCUCCACUAUGUUAACGUCACUAUAGACAUUGGAUCCUCCACGUCCACGUACUGUCGCAGUCUGGUCCAGGGUUCUGCAUCCACACUGGGGGUUGAGGAGACAGACAUUGAUGAGGGACAUCCUGAAAGCAUGGAGGGGGUGGUUGAAGGAUCCAUGGUUGAAGCGGCACCCCACGAUGGAGUCUCAUUUGUGGGGUUGGCAGAAGAGCUGGAGAUGUUGGACCCUCAGUCUCUGAAACCUCCUACUCCACCUCUGCACCGCUUUCCUUCCUGGGAGAGUCGUAUCUAUGCAGUGGCAAAAUCUGGAAUGAGAGUUUCAGAAGCCAGUCCUGGAGCCAGGAGUAUGGGAAGAAGUAGAGGCCAGGUCUUGUUUGAUGUCACUUCCUGAGUGAAAACACCUCAUGGCCAUUCAUUUUCUAUUUCAACCCUCCCUCAGUACCCUGCGGCAGGUCCCUUUAGCCAUCUCAUUUACAAGAACAUCAGCGUUCCUGUUUACUCCACACUGAAGGGGAAAGCCACUCAGAUCAGCAGUGUUCCUCUACCUGAUGAUGACUCUGGCUCAGAGGAUGACAACAGCUCACUCGCCAGUUUGCGCACCUCAAGUGUGGGGCCGGAGAAGAAGAGCAGUACACCGGGGAGUCCUCGCGCUGUGAAAAGAGGUGUGUCCAUGUCCUCGAUCAGUUCGGAGAGUGAUUACGCAAUCCCUCCAGAUGCCUACUCACUGGACAGUGACUACUCUGAGCCUGAGCAGAAAGUUCAACGUACUUCAUCCUAUUCCUGCGAGAGUGUUGGACCUGAGACUCUGGAAAAGUCUGGCUACCUGCUGAAGAUGGGAAGCCAGGUCAAGGCAUGGAAGAGGCGCUGGUUCAUUCUGCGCAAUGGAGAGAUUCUGUAUUAUAAAUCACCUAGUGAUGUGAUCCGGAAGCCUCAAGGCCAGAUCGAACUCAACUCUUCAUGUCGGAUUGCCCGAGGAGAGGGAGCACAGACGUUUCAGUUGAUCACAGAGAAGAAGACUUUCUACCUGACUGCAGACUCCCCCAACAUCCUGGAAGAAUGGAUUAGAGUUCUCCAGAAUAUACUGAAAGUUCAGGCCAGUGGACCAAUCUCCACAGAGACACAAGCCAAGCCGACAGUACGUGGCUGGCUAACUAAGGUCAAACAUGGUCAUUCAAAGCUUGUAUGGUGCGCCCUAAUAGGAAAAGUUUUCUACUACUAUCGUAACCAGGAUGACAAGUUCCCACUGGGUCAGCUUUAUGUGCGGGAGGCGCGGGUCGAGGAGGUAGACAGGUCAUGUGACUCCGACGAGGACUAUGAAGCAGGUGGUCGGGGCUUCCUCUCUUCACACUGUACGCUAGUGGUCCAUCCAAAAGAGCAAAGCCCCACCUACCUGCUCAUCGGCACCAAGCAGGAAAAGGAUACCUGGUUGUACCACCUGACUGUAGCUGCAGGUAGCUGCGCUAGCCUAAAGGUGGGCACUGAGUACGAGCAGCUGAUUGGCAAGCUACUCGAUGUGGACGGAGACCCAGACUCCCCUCUGUGGAAUCAUGAGGUGCUGUGCUACAGUAAGGAGGGUUUGCGUUCCCCACUGACCACACUGCCCUCUGAGGCCCUUCAAACUGAGGCUCUCAAACUCUUCAAGUCAUGCCAGCUGUUUAUCAAUGUGCUAGUGGAGGCACCCUCUAUAGACUAUCACACUUCAUUGGCCCAGAGUGCACUGCAGGUGUGUCUGACUCACACAGAGCUGCAGAAUGAGAUCUACUGUCAGCUGAUAAAACAGACCAACCGACGCACGCCAACCAACUACUCUCUUACACAGUGCUGGCAGCUGUUGUCUGUGUGUGUGGCUCUUUUCCUGCCUCAGCAUCGCUUCCUGUGGUACCUGAGACAGUACCUACAGAGAAAUGCCGAUCCAAAAAGCGAGGUUGGAAAGUAUGCAGUGUACUGUCAGCGGUCAGUGGAGAGAGUAUUACAGAACGGGGAGAGAGAGGCCAAGCCUUCCCGCAUGGAGAUUGUGUCUAUUUUGCUGAGAAACCCUUACCACCACUCCUUACCUUUUAGCAUACCUGUCCACUUUAUGAACAACACCUACCAGGUGGUGGGGUUUGAUGGUUCCACGACGGUGGAGGAGUUUGUGAACACACUGAACCAGAGAGCAGGCAUGAGGAAGCCCCAAAUCUCUGGUUUUGCCCUCUUCACUGAUGAUCCCUUAGAAAAAGACCUUGAACACUGCCUCCAACCUAGUGCCAAGAUUUGUGAUGUGAUCUCAAAAUGGGAACUGGCCCUGAAAGAACUCCAACCUGGAAAGUGUGAGGGGACACGCAUUGUGCGUUUAACAUAUAAAAGCAGACUGUGUUUCCGAGCACAGGCUAAAGGGGAGACGGAGCGAGAACGCCUCCUGCUGGCCUAUCAAGUAAAUGAAGAAGUGCAUCAAGGCCACUUCCCAGUUAACAAGGAGCUGGCACUGGAGGUGGCUGCACUAAUGGCCCAGGUGGAACAUGGCGAUUUGGAUCGAACACCGGCGUCUCCCAGUGGCUCUCCUCAGCCUAAGAUUCAUCAGAUCCUGUUGCAAGUGCUGGACCGCUUCUACCCCAAACACUACAGACAGGACUGCAAGAUGGAGCAACUUAGGGAGCUGGCCGAGAGGCUGGCUGCUAAGUGGUCUGUCUUGCGUGGGUGCACCGCUGCUGAAUGUGUAAGAAUCUACUUAACAGUGGCUCGCAAAUGGCCACUGUUUGGGGCCAAGCUAUUCAGUGCUAAACCACUGCCUCCCUCUCUGUUGGAGCAGAAACAAGUGUGGCUUGCUGUCAGUGAGGAUGGUUUAAGUGUAUUAGACUACAGCAUGCACUUAUUGGUUACGUAUUCAUACCAGUCUGUGAUCACCUUUGGUGGGUGCAAGGAGGACUUCAUGGUGGUGGUCAGCCAGAAUAAAGACCAGACUUUAGGGAAGAGAACUGUGGAGAAGCUCACUUUUGCAAUGGCUAAACCAAAGAUUCUGGAGCUGACUUUGCUGAUGGCCAGUUAUAUCAACUGUACGAUGGGUGCAUCAGGGAGCCAGACACCAUCCUGUACACCAGGCUCCAGAGAAAACAAAAAGCUGUGGGAUGUUGAGAACAGACACUUCCCUUCAAUGACAUACACAACCAAAGGACCAACACUUCUAUGAGGGUCUAUUGUAUCUGAACGUAUGGGACGACUGGUACAAAUGGUAAAAAAGGGAUCAGAAGGUGAAGUCUGUAUUUAGUUUCUCGGGGCUGUAUGCAGGAUUUUAGAUAUAAAAAGAGAUGGAUGAAGGUCAAGCAGUUCUUUCUGUAUAAGCUACACAUUCCUUGGACUCCUACUCUCUGGUAGAGAGAUUUCAGGGUUACUUAAAACUUGAAAACUGACACUACAUGGUUAAUAAUAACAUUAACAGGUUAUUCUGUUAGCAGUGUAACAGUAUGCAUAUCGAUAUAGAAUAUUUCUAAUACCAUGGUUGCAAAUGUGAAGAAUACAGACCGCAUGUUUCUAUCUAAAAUCUCUACUGUAUAUCUGCAAUUUUACUUUCUUUCUACAGUCUAAAAGUAUGCCCUAAUAAUUUAACAACAUUCUUUUACAAUAUCAUAAUAGCUUAAAUUAACUUUUUUUCGUUACAACAGUGUUUGCUUCUAUGGGGAAAGAUGCAUUUUGAGACAUCGUAUAUGGCAUCUGUAAUGGCCACGGAGGCAUCAAAGCAACGACUGGUCCAUUGGAACCUGUUUUCUUAAUAUAAUAUAAAUCAACAGGCAUGCAUCAUUAAUCCGUAGAAAACAUGGCACCACAAUGCGCUAAUGGACAAUCCAUCAGAUGCCAUAGCCUUUAUGUCUUAUGUCUCUAGGGCAGUGAUAGCUCAGUGGUUAAGGUACUGGACCAGUAAUCAGAAGGUUGCCAGUUCAAGCCCCACCACCGCCAAGUUGCCACUGUUGGGCCCCUGAGCAAGUCCCUUAAACCUCAAUUGCUCAAAAAUUGUGUUCAGUCAUUACUGUAAGUCGCUUUGGAUAAAAGCAUCUGCUAAAUGCCGAAAAUGUAAAUGUCUUCUGGAAUCUUCAAGUCUUGGCCACUCAACAGCCUGGCACUGUGGUUUAUUCCUCCUUGCACUCGUGCACCAGUGUGAUUGGAUACUUACCAAAGCUGCAUGUGAGCAACACUUGCUGUUUCUGAGAUACUUCAACAUAGUUGCCUGGUGGAGAUGAUUUGGUCCUUAUCAAAGCCAUUCAAGUGUUUAUGUCUGCCCAUAUGUGCUGCCUACAGCAUGUGUGCUAUAGGUGUAAGACCCCUCGACCUUUUGUGCUUUUUUUGUGUUGUAGUUUUGAUUUUUAAUCUACUUUUAAUCAUGCAUAAUGACAAAUGUGAGUUAUUGUCAUGUUGAACGUACCUCCCUGACCACCGUACCUCCUUUCUUGGAUAAAUUAACCCUCCUAGAGUUUGUCUUCUGAACAAAUUAGGCUAAGUUGUACCAAGCUCUUUGCAUUUCACAAUUAUUUCACUGUGGUCACUGUGAUCAUUGUAACUCUUAAAGGAUUAGAUACUGUUUUAUAUCCAGUGAUGUUUUUUUCCUGACAAUGCAGUGUAAAUUGUGAGCCCUUACAGACCCAGGUGUGCGCCUUUCCAAACUAUGUCCAAUCAAUUUAAAUUGCUACAGGUGAACUUUGAGUGUUGAUGAUACUACAUCAAGGGGUCUUUUAUGUAAGUGAUUAAAAAUCACUUAGAAACUGAAAUCUUAGUUUUUGAAAGCUGUAAAAAAAUUUUCCCUUUCCCUAUUUUAAAAACGACAGAUCAUUUAAAUUAUUAAUUUAUUUAAAUCCAUAACACAAUGAAGCGUGCAAAAAGUCAAGGUGUCUAAGUACUUUCUAAACUCAUCUUUUUUUUAGCAAAUUAUCAGUGGGUGGAGAGUCUCUCGUUUCAGAGAGACAUUUUUUAAACCAAUUAACCCUUCUCUCAAGCACACAGUUCAGAAGCAAGAAUAAUUCAGACUUAGGCAAAGGCAGCCUGCCUAAAAUUAAUGAUCACGACUUGAAGGCUUAAGAUGGUGCAAUGAAGCGUUACCCACAUUGCAUAAACAUAAUAUGUUUACAAACUCCAGUUGCAGAGAAAAAGUUGUAAAACAGUGUUCCGACCCUGAGGCGGAUCUAGAGUUAAAUGGAGUGGCAAACAUUUGUAGGAGGAGAACACACCCAGCUACCUAUGAAAAGCUCACUUGAUUUAUAUUUGUAUCUUUAUUAAAGGUAUUUAUUACAUGCUGAAACAGUACAGUAUAUAUAGUGUAUUAAAGAAAACAAACACAGCCAAGAGCAAAGGAAAUUAAUUAUUUACAGCAUUCACAGAUCACACUGUUUACACAAUAGAAACUGAACUAUGGACGGCACAAAAGCAAUUUGCCCUAUCUAAGUUUUGUAAAUUCUUCUAUAAAAACUGAAUCAAAAGAACUAACUACAUUAGUGUUUCUACUAGAAAUUAAAAAAUACAUGGGUCCCUCCCUUGUGUCUUGACAGAGAAAUUGUACCUACAUGGUGUAACAUAUAGACAUGCCCCUGCUUACCUGUGCAGAAUCUACCAGUGCAAAAAAUGAAUAAAAACAGCAAAAUCAUACAAUAUAAUCUAAACCACCUCAUUACACAUUUAAAAAAAAAAAAAAGUGGAUUAUGAAAAAUAAAAGUGAACACCAACACAGGUAAAGUUAUUAUAUUUUACAGUAAAAUAUAAUAGAAAAUAUUUUACUGUAAAAUUUACAGUCUGGAAAAUCAGUCCAUGCCCAUUACAGAGGCAAAGCAGUAGGUGUCCGUAGCGAAGGACCAUAUUUUUCUUAAGGAGCGAUGUCACGCCAAAACGGAUGAUGUUUUGAGGAGAUUUUUUCUAUUUUAUUUAUGCAUUUUCUCCCAUUUUCACCAAAUUUAGCAUAGUCCAUUUGUCUUCCGCUGCUGGAGGAUCCCUGAUUGCAGUCGAGGUGGGUAUACCCACAUAGUCGAGUCAUUCCCCCCCCUAGCAGAGAUGUGUCUGCUGCAGGCACUGCCAAUCAUGACCGCUAGAUGGCGCCCAGCCGACCGGUGGCAAUGCUGAGUUUCGAACCGAGGAGUUCAGAAUCUCUGCACUGGUGUGCUAGCGGAAUAUCCUGCUGCUCCACCUGGGCGCUGUUAAAACAGUUUUACAAUUAGAGCCCAUGUCUGUUUUGUUUUGUGGAAAAUAUCUGUGCAAACCAGUUUAUAGUUAACAUUCAGGUAGAAAUAUUGACUACAAUGCUGGAAAUGUGUAGCUAUUCAAGCUUUAUUGCUGGUGAAGGAAAAAUAGUUUGUAAGCAGAUGACAUGCUUGACUUCUUAGAAUGUCUAAAGCGGUACAGAUAAUGGUACAGAUAAUGUAAUAAUAUACUGGAUAAUGGUGAAGUACUUGUAACUGGACAGCCUUAGGUAAUCCAUAUAAUUUCAGGAUAUUAAACAAUCAGUUUAUUCCCCCAAUUGAAAUCAUGUGGAUAAAUUCAGGGUUUGGUUUCUUUACAUGCAUAUUAAAGUUGUUUUUUCUAUGUUCUUGUAUAAAUUUAACAGACUAUCUAGGUUGUUGUUAAAGGUUUACCUGAGCCACAGUUACAACCUUGAUCUUAACAUUGUAGUAGAACAUAAAGGUUUUAAGAAAUUGCACACAAAUAAUGGUACCUUAUGCAACUUUUAGCAUGAGCUGAAGGUUUGUAUUAAAUAACAAAUGUAAAUGUUACAUAACAAAAUGUAUAUAGACACAGCAUGACUGUGCAGUAAUUUCAGACAGGGAGGUUGAUCUUCCCUAUGUGCUAGCGUAGGAAUUAACCUGGAAAAGAGCUAAACAAAUACUAUAAGUGACUUGAAAACUUUAAUGGAUCAAACCACUGUUUAAGUUUUUAAUAUUUAUGUGUUUGAGGAAUGUCUCGGCUUUUGCUAAAAUUCAGCUUGCUUUGCUAAAUCAGUUCUCGGUACGUUGUUUUUAUUAUUUUUUUUAUGUGAUGUAAAUGCAUUAAAUAUUUCAUGCAUGGAUGGAUUAUGUUAAAAUAAAACAAUGGUCUUUUAAAAUAA
Trichomycterus rosablanca is the source of this 8454-nucleotide messenger RNA. It is a transcript of the gene plekhh1, whose product is annotated as pleckstrin homology domain containing, family H (with MyTH4 domain) member 1. Gene Ontology annotation, cellular component: cytoskeleton. The record is from RefSeq and is a predicted model, not a curated record. The transcript is spliced from 34 exons. Lineage: Eukaryota; Metazoa; Chordata; Actinopteri; Siluriformes; Trichomycteridae.